CCCUGUGUCCAUGUCCCCUGUCCAUAGCGUGUCCAUAGCAUGUCCCAUGUCCAUAGCGUGUCCCUGUGUCCAUGUCCCCUGUCCAUAGCAUGUCCAUAGCAUGUCCCAUGUCCAUAGCGUGUCCCAUGUUCCAUGUCCCGUGUCCUGGCGCGUGCUUGGCGCGUGCUGAGCGCGCUGCGUGUUGCAGGCGGGCUGCGUGCACUUCCCGCACACGGCGCCGUGCGACGUGCGGGUGCUGAUGCUGCUCUACUCCUCCAAGAAGAAAAUCUUCAUGGGCCUCAUCCCCUACGACCAGAGCGGCUUCGUCAACGGCAUCCGCCAGGUCAUCACCAACCACAAGCAGGUGCAGCAGCACAAGCUGGACCAGCAGCGCGCGUUGGGGGGCUCAGCCCCAGUCCCUGCAGCCGCCUCCUUCCUGCCCAAGCAACCGGGGGCCCUCCCCGUGGCCUCGGGGGUGCAGCCGCAGCUGCCGGGGCAGCAGCUCAGCCCCGGUUUGGCCUCGGUUGGGAUCAUGGAGGAGCAGCAGCGGCAGCAGAGCCUGUUACAGCUCCGGGCCCAGCAGCAGGCGGCAGCCAAUCAGCAGCAAGCUCCGCCCCCCGCCGCCCCCCCCGCCCCCCCCGCGGCCCCCCCCCCCCCGCCCCCCCCCCCCCCCCCGGGGGGCCUGCCCCGCCCCCCCCGCCCCCCCCCCAGGCGGGACCGACCCAAAGCGGGGCCGCGGGGGGGGCCCUUCUGCGCCCCCAAAACCCCGGAGCCAACCCCCAGCUGCGGAGCCUGCUCCUGAGCCAGCAACCGGCGGCCGUGCCCCCCCCCGCGCAGGCGCUGCACCACCUCCCGCAGCCGCUGCUCCCGCACCAGGGCCUGGCCCCGCUGCUGCACCCGCCCCCCCCCCGCCCAGCCCUGGAUGGGGCCCCCCCGCGCGCCCAUCGCUGGUCAGAUGCUGCUGCCCCCCGGCCCCCCCCGCGGGCCCAUCCCCCCCCCCGGGGCUGCCCCCGGUGCAGGCCCCCAGCGUGAUGGAGGAGGACAUCCUCAUGGACCUCAUCUAGGGGGGGACCCCAAAACCGGCCCCCCCGGACCCCUUUGGGGGUGUCCCCCCCCCGGUUUUGUUCAAAGGGAGGUUUAUGCUCAAUAAAUGGCCUCAAAAUUGGGGGCUCUGAA
This is a messenger RNA of Strigops habroptila (Kakapo), 1155 nucleotides long. Its product is annotated as mediator of RNA polymerase II transcription subunit 25-like. Bases 239 to 781 code for a protein of 180 amino acids. Gene Ontology annotation, cellular component: mediator complex; transcription regulator complex. The transcript has 6 exons. Lineage: Eukaryota; Metazoa; Chordata; Aves; Psittaciformes; Psittacidae. The record is from RefSeq and is a predicted model, not a curated record. Gene Ontology annotation, biological process: positive regulation of transcription by RNA polymerase II.